UGGGCGCCACUCGGGAGCGUCGGGCAGCCGGCGCCUGCGCGCUGCGGGCCUAACGAAUGUCCGGGCCGCGCAUGCGUGGUGCCAGUGUGUGUUGUGAAGUGGAGUUGCUGCCUGAGGAGGAGGCGAGGUUUUCGGUGUCAGACCGCGGGGAAAUCCGCCCUCACACACGGUCUAUGGGAUGGAAGCGGGGCCAGCGACAGCCGCAGCAGUUGGCCCAUAUGUGCCACCUCUGCAGCAGGUGUUCCAGGCACCACGACGACCAGGAAUAGGUACGAUCGGCAAGCCAAUAAAACUACUAGCCAACUACUUCGAAGUUGAUAUUCCGAAAAUCGAUGUUUACCAUUAUGAGGUGGAUAUAAAGCCAGACAAGUGUCCUCGGAGAGUAAACAGGGAAGUGGUGGAGUACAUGGUGCAGCAUUUCAAACCUCAGAUCUUUGGAGACAGAAAGCCAGUGUAUGAUGGAAAAAAGAAUAUUUAUACAGCAACACUACUACCUAUUGGCCAGGAUCGGGUUGAUUUUGAGGUGACCAUUCCUGGUGAAGGAAAAGAUCGGAUUUUUAAGGUUUCCAUUAAAUGGCUGGCAGUAGUAAGUUGGAGACUGCUGCAUGAGGCCCUUGUCAGUGGUCGAAUCCAAGUUCCGUUAGACUCUGUUCAAGCAUUGGAUGUAGCAAUGAGGCACCUGGCAUCAAUGAGGUAUACUCCUGUUGGUCGCUCAUUCUUUUCUCCACCUGAGGGUUACUAUCACCCACUGGGAGGAGGUAGAGAAGUCUGGUUUGGUUUCCAUCAAUCUGUCCGACCUGCCAUGUGGAAAAUGAUGUUGAACAUCGAUGUGUCCGCCACAGCUUUCUACAAAGCGCAGCCAGUGAUAGAGUUCAUGUGUGAAGUCCUAGACAUACGGAACAUCGAUGAGCAGCCAAAGCCUCUUACGGACUCUCAGAGAGUGCGUUUUACAAAAGAAAUUAAAGGUUUAAAAGUGGAAGUGACCCACUGUGGACAGAUGAAGAGGAAAUAUCGAGUCUGCAAUGUUACACGAAGGCCCGCCAGUCAUCAAACGUUCCCACUACAGCUGGAAAGUGGACAGACUGUAGAGUGCACAGUGGCUCAGUAUUUCAAACAGAAAUACAAUCUGCAGCUAAAAUACCCACACUUACCCUGUCUACAGGUGGGACAGGAGCAGAAGCACACUUACCUACCACUGGAGGUCUGCAACAUAGUACCAGGGCAGCGAUGUAUCAAAAAACUCACAGACAAUCAGACAUCAACAAUGAUCAAAGCAACAGCACGGUCAGCGCCCGACCGGCAGGAAGAGAUUAGUCGAUUGAUGAAGAAUGCCAGCUACAACCUUGAUCCUUAUAUUCAGGAAUUUGGGAUAAAGGUGAAAGAUGACAUGACAGAAGUCACGGGCCGAGUUUUGCCAGCGCCAAUUUUACAAUAUGGAGGCCGGAAUCGAGCAAUUGCCACGCCGAACCAAGGCGUGUGGGACAUGCGUGGCAAACAGUUCUACAACGGGAUUGAGAUCAAAGUCUGGGCCAUCGCCUGCUUUGCACCGCAGAAGCAAUGCCGGGAGGAAGUGCUAAAGAGUUUCACUGACCAGCUGCGGAAGAUAUCUAAGGAUGCAGGGAUGCCAAUCCAGGGACAGCCAUGCUUUUGUAAAUACGCACAAGGAGCUGACAGUGUGGAACCGAUGUUCAGGCAUCUAAAGAAUACCUAUUCAGGCCUCCAGCUUGUCAUUGUUAUUCUACCUGGGAAAACACCUGUCUAUGCUGAAGUGAAGCGUGUAGGUGAUACUCUUCUUGGUAUGGCCACACAAUGUGUUCAGGUGAAAAAUGUUGUGAGAACAUCUCCUCAGACACUUUCAAACCUCUGCCUGAAAAUCAAUGUGAAAUUGGGUGGAAUCAACAACAUUCUAGUGCCUCAUCAACGUUCAGCUGUGUUCCAGCAGCCUGUGAUCUUCUUGGGAGCUGAUGUCACACACCCACCAGCUGGAGAUGGCAAGAAGCCCUCAAUAACAGCAGUGGUUGGCAGCAUGGAUGCUCAUCCAAGUCGAUACUGUGCUACGGUCCGUGUUCAGCGACCCCGUCAAGAGAUCAUUGAAGACCUUUCUUACAUGGUUCGAGAACUCCUCAUCCAGUUUUACAAAUCAACCCGUUUCAAGCCAACAAGGAUUAUUUUCUAUAGAGAUGGUGUCCCUGAAGGACAAUUACCACAGAUUUUACACUAUGAGCUCCUGGCUAUUCGUGAUGCGUGUAUCAAACUGGAAAAAGAUUAUCAACCUGGAAUUACCUACAUAGUUGUCCAGAAACGACAUCAUACGCGACUCUUCUGUGCAGAUAAAAGUGAGAGGAUUGGUAAAAGUGGGAACAUACCAGCAGGAACAACAGUUGAUACCAACAUCACCCACCCAUUUGAGUUCGAUUUCUACUUGUGCAGCCAUGCUGGGAUUCAGGGCACCAGCAGACCUUCGCAUUAUUAUGUAUUGUGGGAUGACAAUCGAUUCACAGCAGAUGAGCUUCAAAUCCUGACCUACCAGUUGUGUCACACGUAUGUACGCUGUACUCGCUCAGUCUCCAUUCCAGCACCAGCCUACUAUGCCAGAUUGGUAGCAUUCAGGGCGAGGUACCACCUGGUGGACAAAGAACAUGACAGUGGAGAAGGCAGUCACAUCUCUGGACAGAGUAAUGGGCGAGAUCCCCAGGCACUGGCUAAAGCUGUACAAGUUCACCAGGACACCUUACGCACAAUGUACUUUGCUUAACUCUGUGAUUGUUUAGUCACUUCAACUUGCCAGCCUUCUGGACUAUAAACAGCCAUGCAAGAACACAAAACCACCUUCUACAGAAAAUGUCUUAGUGUUGGAAGGGGUCAACAUGUAUUUUACAAAGGAGCAAUUUUCAAAGAACUAAUAACUGGUGGAGAAAGAUUGACCAAGCAGAUUAUAGGAAAGAUGUCAAACUCUUCUACAUGACAAAAACACAUUUCACAUUUGUUUUAUUUUUUACAUGUAUUUAUGCAAUAUAUUGAUAACUUAAUGUCAAGUGCAAAUGUUCACCACUGCCAAACUCCUGUUAGUUUUUAGAGACACAUGGAUUCAAGAAAUUGCUUGGUAUGCAGCUACUUCAUCGGAAUUAUUCAAGGAUUUUUAAAAAUCUUAUAGGUCCAAAGGCUGAAGUUUGCAACUUAGUGCCUGGAUUAGUAAUUAUUUGAAUCUGUAAGUCUGAUUGACUUGGCAGAAUUUUUUUCUUACAUGUUCCGAAGUUGGCACCAAACAUAUCAGUCACUUUCAGCCUGUUUAUGUUCCUUGUGAUGUCUCAUUUCUUUUAUUGUGCUUUCAAAUUUCAUUCUAACAAGUGCAGUAAGUUGUGUAUUUACACAAUCUAAUGGAAUCUUAAUGUUAUACAAUCACUUUCUAAAGUCUGGACUUUGGAAAGUUAUUAUGAAUAUGUGGAAACAGUACUAAGUCCUGAGGCAGAGCAAAUGGAAACUUGUAAAUUAUUUUUUUAAAAUAUCACAUUAAGAAUCUUAAUAAGUUGUGAUGGCUACAUUUCACUUUUACUGAUACUGUGAGCCACACCUGCACAGCCCCCUUUAAACACAAGAGGGUGUGAAUACAGCAGCAAUGAAACGUAGAUUUAUAGAUUCAGUUUUAGCAGACAGCUGAAUGAAUAAAACUGAGCCUUGGGGUCCUUUUAAGAAUUGCUGUUCUCUGAAUGUCUUUAGUUAUUCAGCGGAAGAAAUGCACACUAACUGAAUUCGCACAGUAGUUCUCUUCAGAAGCUGCUAAUUACUUGGAAGUAUAUGUGGAUGAACAAGAAGCACAGUUUAAAUCUGAUCUUUUUUUAUGAAGUGAACCUGUACAAAGGUGAAGUUUGUUUUAAAUAUUUUAAUCCUUAUUUGGAUUUGUAAUCUUCUUGCUCCCACUUACAGACCACUUAUUUUAUAAAGAGAGAAGGAUGGUAUUAUGUUGACGAUGGAAAAGAUUUGACUGCUUGUAAUCUGAAGAUUUUCUUUAAGAUUUGAUUUUGCAACCCACUCUCAACAUAAAAUAUGUUCCGGGGCAUCACCUUAUUAAGGUUAAUGGAAGAUAUUUCCUGCAUUGUUGGUGUGAAUGCUUAUAGUCUUAAAAGAGUGUCCCUCCUCUGCAGGUAUCACACUUCAUUUAUUGGACCAACCAUCCUGUGAAACCACUGAAUAGAACUUUUGAGCAGCUUUGCCUAUUAAUCAUACCGCCAACUCUAAAUUGAGACAAGUACAAACUUAAAGAAGUAAUUCUAGCUGGAAAAUCAUCCUGGGACACAUGUAAUAUCCCAGUGCUAUAUUUACAGAAUUUAAUGUAAAUGGAAGUUCUUCCACAGUACUCACUCCAAGAUUCAAUAUUCAUAUUGUGGUUCAGUUUUAUAUUCACCAUUUGCACAAGAAAAGACAAUGAGGCACAAUCCAGCCUAAAAACAUAUAUGUAACACUAACAUUAAAAGAUCACUACAAAUUGACAGAUAAAAUGCUUCUGUCAUGCAAGUAUGAUUAUCAAGAGAAAACCAUGUAAGCAUUUCACAAAAUACUUUAUCCUCACCCUGUCCAAUUUUCAUCCAUUGGAAUGUGGUGUGUUGAUGUUCCCUGCUGGUGGAUGUUUCGUGCAAAGUAUCUUUUAUGUCUAAUGAAGGAAAUGAAUAAUUAAGAAACCAUUCAAAGAUCAAGGUCAUGAUUGCCCACUCCCUUUUCCCACUCAGUAUGACCGAAGUUGCUUUGCAGUAGCAAAUGUUGCUUUCUCGCAACAGAAAUCCCGAUUAAUGUGCCCUUUACUGGAUAAAGUCAUUUUUAACUUUGCCAUCUUCAGCAGCUGUCUGUCUGAAAUUCAGUACUUGAUGCAGUCUUAAAUCACAUAGAGGAUGCCAAAUCUCAUGGCUCAGUUUACAUGCUGCCUUUGGCAGUUGCUGUCAAGAGAAUUGUAGCAUCAUUUUUCCGAAGAACCACUGAUUUUUAUGUUAUGGCAAAGUAUCUCAAGUAACUUAAGGAGCAUUUUCAAUUUAAAUAUGUCAUCAAGCCACUUAGAAAGCUGUUUUGGGAGAUGACCAUAAGCUUGAUCAAAAAGUUGAUUUGAGGUGUGAUUUAGAGCAAGAAUCUUAAAGUGCAGCAUAGCGCCCAAGCAUUUGAAGGCAUUUAUCAAAUGCAUAGCAAUUUUAUUUGGGGAAGAUCAAAAGCCUUGAAUUGAAGGACAGCAGAUAUCUUGUAUGGUUCCAGGGCUGGAGGAGAUUAUAGAGAUCCCAGCACAAAAUAUGGAAGAUUUAAGAGCCUUUUUGAGAACACUGCCCCAAAUCCAACUGAAAUAGAUACAAGAUUAAAUUGACAUCUAUAGGAGAAUGAUCAUUACCUCAAGUUACUUUGUUUCUGUCUUUUAUAACUGGCCAUAGCAGAGCUUUAUAUUUGUGACAUCGCCAUUAACUAUUAGGCAUGCAAUGCACAAAAAGUGGGGAGAUCCUUAUAAGCUGGCUUAUCUUGGUGUGAAGUAACGGAAGAGAAGAUGCACUUGAUUGGAAUAUAACUGGAAUUUUAACCUUCCAAGAAAAGUUACAGAAAAGGGGUCAUCGAACUCCUAGUAGUGGAAAAGCCUGUCGCUCAUUUAUGGUCAGUGUACAAUACACUGCCUGUUGGAGUUCACCUGACUUUAACUGAAUACUGAGGAAGUGGAAAAUUAAAUCAGGCUGAGCUACUGUUGUCUAUCCCAGAUAUACUGUGUAUUGGGAUAUACAGAAACUUGGAAGCUAGACACCUUUGCCCUUAAGAAAUAAUGAGUAAUAAGAAAAGCACAAAUUAACUUCAUAUACACACAACUUUCAUUCUCCCUGCUGCCUUAAGUAAUGAAAUUCGAACAAGGACUUAGUUUACAGAGGUUGAUUAACUGCAUAUUCUUGGCUAAUGCAGACAAGGGGGGUCUUUGUGGAAAUGACACAGGGCUUUCCCAGUAACUGAAAUGUAUUCAGUAAAUUGCUGUGUCUCAAAUUCAAUCAUUGAUAUUUGUUGAGUUAGUGGAUUCUAAUUUGUCACAUCAUUAUCUUCAUAUUAGGCACCUGCGUCUGGUCACUCUCCACCAAUCCUUGCUAAAGUAACGGGUAUGGAUUAUCAGGAUUGGUCAUGGUGCCUAAUUGCUGUAAAGAUCAACAUGAAAUCAUGGAACUAGAAUGAAGGUGGCGCCUUUUAAGUUCAAAUCAGAAAAAGAGAGGAGGGUAAAUCUGGUUUGAGCAAAGUUGAAAGGAGCUUAAAACAUCCACAUUUCAGCAUCAUCGGUUAAGAAGGUAUGAGAUGAUCAGUAUAUUAUCCCCCAAUUAUCUAUAAGCUCGUAACUCAUCAAUCCAAUCACCUGGCUUUACCUCCUGAAGUAGAGACUAAUCCCGAGCCAUGUCUGGAUAUUCCUGUUGAAAUAAAAUGUUCUCAGCUAAGGUGUUGCCUUGGUGCUGGGAGUUAUGCUCGAGGCAAAAGUAGUUUAUUUUCUUACACUGAACCAAUAUACUGAAGUUAACAAUAUUUAUAAUUUUCUAUGUUUCUUUUCCUUGCUGCACAAGUGUUUUUAAGAAAUAAAAUGAUUUG
Messenger RNA from Mobula hypostoma (lesser devil ray), 6579 nucleotides. RefSeq names its product protein argonaute-1. Lineage: Eukaryota; Metazoa; Chordata; Chondrichthyes; Myliobatiformes; Myliobatidae. Bases 179 to 2755 code for a protein of 858 amino acids. Gene Ontology annotation, molecular function: miRNA binding; single-stranded RNA binding; protein binding. The record is from RefSeq and is a predicted model, not a curated record. The transcript has 19 exons. Gene Ontology annotation, biological process: regulatory ncRNA-mediated post-transcriptional gene silencing.